AAAGGUCAUGAUUUCGAAACUACCCUUCGUAAAAUUUUUAAUGAUGCUGGGUUUAUAGUACAAAAGAUUCAAGUUACUGAAGGUGAUGGAGGUUUAGAUAUGAUAGUUUCUUAUCAAACCAAUCAAAUUUGUGUCCAAUCUAAAGAUACGGAAAAUCCACUAAUUUUAAAAUAUGUUAAGGACUUAGAGUCAACAAUGAUGCAUCAUAAACAUUCUCUUGGAAUGUUGAUAUAUAAUAGUUCAACGAUGAAAAAAGAAAAAUAUUUAACCAAACAAGCUUCUAUUUGGUUAAACAAUUCACCUCAAGAUAUUAUUGUCUGUAACGAAAAGCAGGUUAUAGAAGAAAUCAAAAAUUUCUUCAAAAUUAAAAAUGAGGAAGAACCAGAGGAACUAUCAAUCAUGGAUUUUAAAGCUGAUUCUUUUGCUUUAAUGGGAAUUGUUG
Molecule: messenger RNA, 442 nt
Organism: Racocetra fulgida
Lineage: Eukaryota; Fungi; Glomeromycota; Glomeromycetes; Diversisporales; Gigasporaceae
Source: the annotation of a GenBank genome assembly